Messenger RNA from Drosophila rhopaloa, 1390 nucleotides. RefSeq names its product dnaJ homolog subfamily C member 28. The record is from RefSeq and is a predicted model, not a curated record. Bases 119 to 1198 code for a protein of 359 amino acids. The transcript has 2 exons. NCBI's taxonomy places the organism in Eukaryota, Metazoa, Arthropoda, Insecta, Diptera, Drosophilidae.
CUGAUCGCCUCGGAAAAUAAACAAAUGUUAAUAAUAGUAGAAAUGAAUUGAAGACCAAGCUGCCAAAUUUGAAUAGAGUCACAGCUGUUUUUCAGAAAAACGAAAAUAGGAGUGAGAAAUGUGGCUGGCAGGAAAGCUGCUCGGUGGAUUCAUAUCCCGCAGAUCAAGUCGGUUCCUGCACCUCAAACGAAAGGAGGUCUAUAUGGAAUGCUUUCGCAUACUGGGCGUGCACGAAUCUUCGGAUCAAAACACGGUGCGCCACGCCUACUUGGAUCUGGUGAAGAGGGUGCAUCCCGAUUCGGGAACCGAGGAGGCCAGUGCCGAGCGUUUCCAGCAGGUGGACGAGGCCUUUAGAGUCCUGCAGGAGAAGUUCGCCAAAGGCAGACGCAAUAUCCAGGAGGACGAGGAGGAGGCCCUGGAGUUCGACAUUAAGCAUACGGCGCCACAGCACCGGCAAUAUCUCUCCAACGAGGGAAUCGGCGUGGGCAAUCCCUAUCAGCGCCAGAAGCAGUACCAGCAGGUACGCGCCAUGAAGGCACAGGAACGCGUCCUGGAGCACCGGAUCGACAAGGCGGCUGCUGGAGAGAAGACGUUGAUGUCGAAGGGCGGCAAUCACUUCCGCAAACACGCUAUUAAGACCAAGUACGGCAUAGACCGGGUGGUUGAGGAUCUCAUACAGGAGGCCAUGUCCAAGGGUGACUUCAACAAUCUCAACGGUGCCGGCAAGCCGCUGUCCUCGACUCAAUCGCAGAAUCCCUAUCUGGACUUCACCACACACAAGCUAAACAAGAUUAUGCUGGACAACGGAUUCACGCCGGAAUGGAUCAGCCUUGGCAAGGACAUUAGGGAUGCGGUCGCCCAGCUAAAGAAAAAACUGCGACAGGAGCGCAUCUUCUACGGUGACUGGCCUCUGGAGCGCUCUGAGGACCUGUUCGCCUGGCAGAGAUUUACUAAGCAGCACCAGGAGGACGUCGAUCAACUGAACAAAAUGAUCGACAAGUACAACCUGAUAGUGCCCAUCCUGGAGAAUCAGUUCUUUCGAAUGCACCUUGACAAGAUGGCCGAAUCCAUAUUUAAGGAUCCGGAUUUGCAGCGCAACGUAAUCCGACCUGAAGUAAAGGCCAAAGCCAGGCGUCCUACAGAUAAUCAGGGGAGUACGAGUACAAGUCUGUUUUCCCUAAUUAGUAAACUAUUGUAAUACAAAUGUUUGAUCGUUAAAUAUGUGAUACUAGUUUCAAAGGUAGAAAAAUGUAAAACAUUUAAGAAUUUAUUUCAUAAACUUUAUAUUGAUAAGGGAAAAUUAUGACGUAGUUUUAUUUAAGCCACGCAAGAGAUGCUAACCAAUUUUUGUUUUUAUAAAUACCGCACACCUAUUCAAAAUAUAAUAUAU